AUGAAAGUAACAUCUCAACAUGCUAAUAGAAAUUUUCAGCCAAGUUGGAAAACUGAAUUUCCAUGGCUUGAAUAUGACACCCAUAAUAAUAGAAUUUUUUGUGUUUUAUGCCAUAAUUAUAAUAAAAAGAAUGUAUUCGUAAUGAAUGGAGUUACAAAUAUUAAACUUUAUGCAAUAAAAGAACAUGCUAAAACUAAAGACCACACUGAUUCAUAUAGAAAAAAUGAAAAGUUAAAUGUACUGCCUGAACAUAUAAAUUUAAUGAAAAUCAUUUAUUGUCUUGCCAAAAAUAAUAUUCCAUUAAAUAAAUUUAAGCCAUUAGCUUAUCUUGGUUAUGCUAUCGAAGCUCCAUAUUUGGUUUCUGAGGAUCAUCUUAUUACAUAUAAAAAUAAUUCCUGUACACGCAAAUUAUUAUCUUCUAUAUCAGUAACAAUUGAAGAAAGUAUUUGGAAAGAACUAAGUCUUGCUACAGCAAUAGGGAUUAUAGUUAAUGAAAGUACAGAUAUUUCUACAAAAUCUUAUAUUAUUAUUUAUGUUAAAUAUCUUAUUAAUG
Dentiscutata heterogama is the source of this 553-nucleotide messenger RNA. NCBI's taxonomy places the organism in Eukaryota, Fungi, Glomeromycota, Glomeromycetes, Diversisporales, Gigasporaceae. The record is from the annotation of a GenBank genome assembly.